Messenger RNA from Lycium ferocissimum, 987 nucleotides. RefSeq lists its product as uncharacterized. The transcript has a single exon. The record is from RefSeq and is a predicted model, not a curated record. The coding region runs from base 1 to 987 and encodes 328 amino acids. NCBI's taxonomy places the organism in Eukaryota, Viridiplantae, Streptophyta, Magnoliopsida, Solanales, Solanaceae.
AUGGCUUCUCUGGCUGCUAUAGCACCGGAGAACAACUCUCCUGCUCCUACAAUAACUAAUCCCGAUACCACCAAAGAAAACCCCAAUCCCCAAUCUUACACGAAUGCUAUUAACUCUAUUCCGACAACCCCCAAAAAAUUUGGAGAUUCCAGUGUAAAAGCUCGAGUAUUAUCUCUCAAUGGAGUCCCGGCAAUCAUAUUCAAAGCCAAAUUUUUUUAUGAAGUAAUGGCUACAGAAUGCAAAUUUACUAUUGUAGGUCGAUUUCUAAAGCCAAGACCUCAAAUUGAUCGACUUAGGGCCACUUUUGAAGAAAAAACUCCAUUGAAAGGUACGGUCAUUAUAGGAGUGUAUGAUAAUUAUAAUGUUUUCAUGGAUUUUACUAAUGAGGAAGAUUUUGCCAUUAUUUGGCCCAAAAGAGUAAUGACAAUUGAAGGAAUGCAAAUGUGGAUGACAAAAUGGUCACCGAAAUGGAGACCAGAAAUUGAUAGUCCCAUUAUCCUAGUCUGGGUUCUUUUACCUCAGCUCCCCUUCCAUUGCCAUACUUGGUAUUAUGUUAGACAAACUCUAAGCCCCAUUGAUACCCCUAUUGCUAUGGAUAAUGCCACUAAUGGUAGAACUCGUCCAAGUAUGGCUAAGGUGAGGGUGGAGAUAGACCUUACAAAGCCAAGAAUCAACAAAUUAUGGAUUGGAGCUGAAGAUGAAAACUGCCCUCUUAGAGGAUUCUACCAAAAAAUUGAAUAUGAAGCCAUGCCUAAGUAUUGCACACACUGUUGUUUGUUAGGUCAUGCUAUAGAGGAUUGUAGGGUCCUAGAAAGAAAGAAAAGACAGGAAAAAGAUAACAAAAACACUGGAAAAGGAAAGGAGGACAAGAACAGAAAUUUGGAAGAUUCUAUGGAGAAGCAUGAAGAGGAUGACAAUAGUAAAGGAAUUGAAAGUAAAGAUCAGCAGAAAGAUGACAAGAAUCAGAAGGAGAACAAUAAAAAAUAG